Molecule: messenger RNA, 651 nt
Organism: Ornithodoros turicata
Lineage: Eukaryota; Metazoa; Arthropoda; Arachnida; Ixodida; Argasidae
Exons: 4
Coding region: 1-651 (216 amino acids)
Source: RefSeq, a predicted model, not a curated record
AUGAGGGCCGCGAUAUCUGUUGAAGAGAGCGUUGCUGUUGGACUCUAUCGGCUGUGCUCAACCGCGGAAGACAGAACAAUUGCCCACUUGUUUGGAAUUGGCCGGUCAACUGUCAACACUGUGUACAGACAGUUUGUGACGGCAGUUAUAGAGAAGCUUGAAAGCGAAUGGCUACGUAUGAUUCGUCCCGAAGCAAUGGCUGCGCACUUGCGGGAGUUCUACGCAGUCACCGGCUUCCCGCAGGCUCUGGGCGCCUUGGACGGCUGCCACUUCGCAGUAUCUCCGCCCGAGAAGAACGCUGUCGACUAUCACAACCACAAGGGGUGGUAUAGCGUGAUACUCCCGGCACUGGUUGAACAACCGUUUCCCGCAUCAGUCAUUGAGGGACUUCCUGUCGUCCCACUAAUAAUUCUGCGCGAUCAGGCAUUUCCCAUGACACCAAACCUGAUGAAGCCAUACCCAACUGCAGUAGCUGAAACACCCGAGGCACUUUUCAACUAUAAUUUGUCAAAGUCCAGGAGGAUCGUGGAGAAUGCCUUCGGAAGAACGGUGCUGGACUCUCUGAGCCAUUGCAUGGGGGUAGUUGGUACCGUGUCGUGGGCUCAGGAUCCUGAAGAGGAUAAUCCAUUUCGUGCGGACCAGAUGCACUGA